AUGGUGUCGCACGACAUGGAUCGCAUGGGGACAGACGAAAAGCGCGAUGCCAUCCGCGCCAUCGUCGAAGCUGACCUGCUGGACGACCGGUACAUGCAGACCCAGCGCGGUCUGCAGAACCGCCAUGUGCAGCUGAUGGCUCUGGGAGGCACAAUUGGCACCGGUCUGUUCGUCGGAACGGGUCAAUCGCUCGCCAUCGGCGGUCCGGCGUCGCUGCUACUGGGAUACAUCUUCAUCUCGUGCUUGGUCUACUGCCUCGUCACGGCCAUCGCGGAGAUCGGCGCUUACAUGCCCGUCCACGGCGGCACCAUGAGCUACCACGGCUUUCGCUACGUGUCGCGCAGCCUGGGCUUCGCCAUGGGCUACCUGUACUGGUACUCGAUCGGCAUCCUGGUCCCCUACGAGAUCACCGCGGCGUCGCUCGUCAUCGACUACUGGCACCCGGGCGUCCAUGUCGCCGUCUGGAUCACCGUCAUGAUCGUCGUCAUCGUCGCCCUGAACUUCCUGCCCGUGCGCUUCUACGGCGAGUCGGAGUUCUGGUUCGCCGGCAUCAAGGUCAUCACGCUCGUCGGCCUGUUAAUUCUGUCGUUUAUUCUCUUCUGGGGCGGCGGUCCGAAUCGCCAGCUGCUGGGGUUCCACUAUUGGAAGCAUCCCGGCUCGUUUAAUCAGUACAUCGUGACGGGGGAUGCCGGUCGCUUUGUCGGUUUGCUGCAGUGCAUGAUCUCCAGCGCCAUCGCCUUCAUUUUCGCCCCCGAGCUCAUCGUCAUCAGCGGCGGCGAGAUGGAAUCCCCUCGACGCAACGUGCCCCGAGCUGCCCGCCGGUAUAUCUACCGGCUGAUCUUCUUCUACAUCCUGGGCGUCCUGGCCAUCGGCGUCAUCUGCCCGUCGAAUGACUCGCGACUGACGAACGGUGGUGCCGGGGCCGGAUCGUCGCCGUUUGUCGUCGGCAUCAAGAACGCAGGCAUCCCCGCGCUGGACAGCAUCGUCAACGCCGCCAUAUUGACGUCUGCCUGGUCAUCGGGCAACUCGUUUCUCUACAUGUCGUCCCGGUCUCUGUACUCGCUCGCGGUGUCUGGAAACGCGCCCAGCAUCUUCAAGGCCUGCAACCGAUGGGGGGUGCCCUACGUGGCCGUGGCUGCCUCCGCCUUGUUCUCGCUGCUGGCCUACCUCUCCGUCGGCACAUCCAGCUCGAUCGUCUUCAACUGGCUGAUCAACUUCACCAACACGUCGGGCUUCAUCUCGUGGAUCUGCUGCUGCAUCGUGUACUGCCGCUUCCGCAAGGCCGUCCGCGCACAGGGCGUCCAGCAGCCCUACAAGUCCAAGCUGCAGCCGUACGGCGCGUACAUCGGGAUUGUGGGCUGCACGUUCCUGACGCUCAUCAACGGGUUUACCGUGUUCUUCCCGUCCAAGUGGUCCGUCAGCAGCUUCUUCACUGCGUACAUUGGGGUUCCGGCGUUUUUGCUGCUGUAUUUCGGCCACCGCACCGUGUUCUGGCGCGACCCGUGGGCGUGGCGGCCAGAGGAUGUCGAUCUGCAGACCGGACUGCAGGAGAUUAUAGCCGCAGAGAAACCGCCCAAGACUCGAUUCCAUGGUUCUGUAGGAGACCAUCUGCAUUUAAUAUUCUCUGGCGAAGAGACCAAACCUACUGCUCAUCCUGUCAAGCAGAGCUGGUGCUUAUACGGUCAUGAAAUAUUAUCAUUAUUGAUGAUGAUUGCAGAUGUGAUGUUGCCCGUGGCACAUGAUUCAUGUCCCGUUCGCUUCCCCGCCAUUUAUCCAUUCUUUGUUCUCCUCCACCGAAGCUGCGCCAGACCCAGCAUUUCCCCCGAUCAACCAUGGAACUUGCCCGCCUGCUGUCUGGGUGAUAAAGUGCAAUUGACUUCCCCGCAGUCUGUUUAUCCUCCUGUCAACUCAAACUUAGCAAAUAUCUCCUGUGAAGCCUGUAUAGACACGCAGCAUAUCAUGGCGGCCAACAGCGCUGCUCCAUCCGAGCAGCCCGCUGUUCCCGAUGGCACUGGUGUCCUCCAGCUCGAUCCGUGGCUCGAACCGUACAAGGAUGCGCUGCGGAGCCGAUUCGGGUACGCUCAGGACUGGAUCAGCCGCAUAGAUGAGACGGAAGGGGGGUUGGAGAAGUUCAGCAGGGACACUGACGGUGCGACGCAGGGGUACGAGAAAUUCGGGUUCAAUGUCAACGACAACGGAGAUAUUACGUACCGAGAAUGGGCACCCAAUGCCGUAGAGGCCCAUCUCAUCGGCGACUUCAAUAAUUGGGAUCGAAAGGCCACUCCGAUGACAAAGGACAGGUUUGGAGUCUGGGAGGUGACUCUCCCCAGCAAGAACGGCGUACCUGCCAUCCCUCACAACAGCAAACUCAAGAUCACAAUGGUCACACCGACCGGAGAAGUCAUCGACAGAAUCCCCGCGUGGAUCAGAAGGGUGGUUCAAGACCUGUCCGUGUCUCCGGUCUACGAAGCCGUCUUCUGGAACCCUCCUGCAGAAGAGCAGUAUCUGUUCCAGCAUCCCCGUCCGAAGAGACCGCUGAGUCUGCGCAUCUAUGAGGCGCACGUUGGGAUAUCCUCGCCGGAGACAAAGGUGGCCACGUACAAGAAUUUCACGGCCAACAUGCUUCCACGAAUCAAGUAUCUGGGCUACAACGCCAUUCAGCUGAUGGCCAUCAUGGAGCAUGCAUACUACGCAAGCUUUGGCUACCAAGUCAACAGCUUCUUCGCCGCCAGCAGCCGCUACGGUACUCCAGAAGACCUGAAAGAGUUGAUCGACACGGCCCACAGCUUAGGGCUGGUCGUCCUCCUCGACGUCGUCCACAGCCACGCGUCCAAGAACGUGCUGGACGGGCUGAACAUGUUUGACGGCACCGAUCACCUCUAUUUCCACGGAGGUGGCAAGGGCCAUCACGACCUGUGGGACAGUCGCCUGUUCAACUACGGCAACCACGAAGUUCUCCGUUUUCUGCUGAGUAACCUGCGCUUUUGGAUGGAAGAGUAUCGGUUUGACGGCUUUCGAUUUGACGGAGUUACCAGCAUGCUUUAUGUGCAUCAUGGGAUUGGCACGGGAUUCUCCGGUGGCUAUCACGAGUAUUUUGGGUCUGUGGUUGACAAGGACAGCGUGAUGUAUUUGACGCUAGCCAACGAAAUGCUCCACGCCAUUUACCCGGAAACAAUCACCAUAGCAGAGGACGUCUCGGGGAUGCCGGCCCUGUGUCUGCCGCUGUCAAUGGGCGGAGUGGGCUUUGACUACCGUCUCGCCAUGGCAGUGCCGGACAUGUACAUCAAGCUACUCAAGGAGAAAAGAGACGACGAGUGGGAUAUGGGCAACCUCGCCUUUACGCUGACCAACCGGCGACAUGGCGAGAAGAGCAUCGCCUAUGCGGAGAGCCAUGAUCAAGCCUUGGUCGGAGACAAAUCCCUAAUGAUGUGGCUAUGCGACAAAGAGCUGUACACGCACAUGUCAGUCCUGACAGAGUUGACACCCAUCAUCGACCGAGGCAUGGCGCUGCACAAGAUGAUCCGGCUGGUGACGCACGGUCUCGGAGGCGAAGGCUACCUGAACUUCGAGGGCAACGAGUUCGGCCACCCGGAAUGGCUCGACUUCCCGCGCGCAGGCAACGGCAACUCAUUCUGGUACGCGCGGCGACAGCUCAACCUGACGGAGGACCACCUGCUACGGUACCGGUUCCUGAACGAGUUCGACCGCGCCCUGCAGCUGGCGGAGGAGAAGUACGGCUGGCUGCACUCGCCGCAGGCAUACGUGAGCCUGAAGCACGAGGCCGACAAGGUUCUCGUCUUUGAGCGCGCGGGCCUGCUGUGGGUGUUCAACUUCCAUCCGACGCGCAGUUACGCCGACUACCGCGUCGGCGUCGACCAGCCGGGGACGUAUCGCAUCGUGCUGGACACGGACGAUACGGCGUUUGGCGGACACGGCCGCAAUGCGAGCGAAACGCGGUUUUUUACGACGGAUUUGCCGUGGAAUGGCCGGAAGAACUUUCUCCACGUGUAUAUUCCGGUGCGAACGGCGUUGGUCUUUGCGCUGGAGGAAACACUUUAA
This is a messenger RNA of Rasamsonia emersonii CBS 393.64, 4059 nucleotides long. RefSeq names its product Glycogen branching enzyme GbeA. The transcript has 10 exons. The record is from RefSeq and is a predicted model, not a curated record. The coding region runs from base 1 to 4059 and encodes 1352 amino acids. Gene Ontology annotation, biological process: glycogen biosynthetic process; transmembrane transport; amino acid transport. Gene Ontology annotation, molecular function: cation binding; hydrolase activity, hydrolyzing O-glycosyl compounds; 1,4-alpha-glucan branching enzyme activity. Gene Ontology annotation, cellular component: membrane; cytoplasm. NCBI's taxonomy places the organism in Eukaryota, Fungi, Ascomycota, Eurotiomycetes, Eurotiales, Trichocomaceae.